UGUGCCAAACAACUGGUGUUGCAGGUGUUACGGGUGUGGCCGGAGAAUGUGAUGUUCAUCUGCUGGAAGCCGGCAGCUGUAGACGGAUUUUUUCAUGCUGAAGUGUAUACCGCUAAAGUAUGACAAAGACAGAGUAAAUCUCGACUACGCCAACAUCAACACAGAAGGAGACCUGGUCAACAGGGAGUCGGACACAAGACCAGCAGGAGAGGGGAGACUGAAGAAGUACGAGGGCACAUGCAGCACUGCCUCCCUCUCCCAGGAUGGCUGUCCCCAGUACUGGGAGGUGGAGAACAGGGUCAGUCUGGACAAACCACUCUCAGGGAACAACCUCGUCCUGGAGGUUGGGUUAUGUAGGGAGGAGCAGAGGGACGUGCUUCAAUGGAUAGGUGGACGUCCUCACUCUUACUGUAUGACCGUCGGCGACUGUAUUACACACGGCGGGAUAUGCAGGAGGAUAGGGAAGGAGGGGAAUCGUGUGCUGCAUCUGCCUGACACUCUCCCCAACACAGCAGGGCAUCACACACACUACAUUACGGUGUUGUCUAUGAUGACGCCAGGAAGAAGAUUGUCUUCAUUGAUGUGAAGGAGAAGAAAGUCAUGUCGACGUUAGACAAUGUUGACUGUAGUGAACCACUGUGGCCGAUGUUCGGGGUGUAUAACCCACAUCUCCUCACUGUCAGCAUGAGACUUGUAGUGGGCAGCGACAUCAACAUGACAGAGGAGAAGAAAGCGAUGAUUGUCAAGGCGCUGUCGUGAUGGUGACAGUGAUGGUGAUUUGAACUCACAAACAUUCGAAUUGAAUACUACGAAGGAACACUUCAUAACUUGAUAAUAUCUUCUCUAUGAGGACGUUUACAAUGAUAACGUACAUGGCAUCGCCAUGUAUUUACAUACAACUCUGUCAAAAUUACUAUUUACACAACACAAAGCCAGUAGUAGCUACUAGUGUGUAUAAUUAUGAAAUAUGAAAUGCAUGAUUUCAAAUCAA
This is a messenger RNA of Haliotis rubra (blacklip abalone), 991 nucleotides long. RefSeq lists its product as uncharacterized. The record is from RefSeq and is a predicted model, not a curated record. Bases 95 to 586 code for a protein of 163 amino acids. Lineage: Eukaryota; Metazoa; Mollusca; Gastropoda; Lepetellida; Haliotidae. The transcript has 2 exons.